Messenger RNA from Felis catus (domestic cat), 1295 nucleotides. RefSeq names its product arginine vasopressin (gene AVP). NCBI's taxonomy places the organism in Eukaryota, Metazoa, Chordata, Mammalia, Carnivora, Felidae. The record is from RefSeq and is a predicted model, not a curated record. Gene Ontology annotation, cellular component: extracellular region; secretory granule. Gene Ontology annotation, molecular function: neurohypophyseal hormone activity. The transcript has 4 exons. Bases 738 to 1238 code for a protein of 166 amino acids.
UCCUGAAAGGACUCAUGCGGCUAGCCUGGGUCCAAGGACGGGACGGGUGCUCCGGUGGCCCAGGAGAGGGAGGCUUUAGUCCCUUCAUCCCACGAGCCUGAGGUCACCAACCAAAGUCUGCUUUCUCAGGCUGGGCUCAUUUGGCUGUGGCUCCUCCCAUCCCCCAACAAGAAACCUUCCGUGCCCCUACUUCCACCCAAAGCCUGAGAUGGCACCUGCCCUGGUCCCCAUAUGCUCCUUAUAGGGGUAGGGAUUGCGGCAGGUGGCUCGCCCCUCACCUCUGAACCUUACUGGGUUUGGAUUUCUCCUUUCCUCCGCAGAAACUCCCUUACCUCCAUAUUCCCACCUGAGAGGGGAGUAAUGGGAACGUGCCAAGAAGCUGUCCUCGAGGUCUCCAGCGUCUGAGUCCCUGAACCCUGCUCCGGGUCCAGAGAGCCACAAUUACAGUCACUGCAGCUCCUGUCACAUCGCAGCCACACGGCUGCCAAUGACAGCACAGAGGCUGGCACCCCUCCCCCACAGGCCCCCACAGACAGGUCCACGUGCGUCCCCAGAUGCCUGAAUCACUGCUGACGGUUUGGGACCUGGAGGCCGUGGGCUCCUGGGGAGCCACUGGGGAGGGGGGUGGCGGCCACGUCGUCUCCCAGGAACACCUGCGGACAUAAAUAGGCAGCGAGCGAAGGCAGCCCAGCACAGUCCGCACAGCGGCCCCACACACUGUGCCCACCUGCUCCAGGAUGCCGGACACCAUGCUACCCGCCUGCUUCCUGGGCCUGCUGGCCUUCACCUCCGCCUGCUACUUCCAGAACUGCCCGAGGGGUGGCAAGAGGGCCAUGUCUGACCUGGAGCUGAGACAGUGCCUCCCCUGCGGCCCCGAGGGCAAAGGGCGCUGCUUCGGGCCCAGCAUCUGCUGCGGCGACGAGCUCGGCUGCUUCGUGGGCACGGCCGAGGCGCUGCGCUGCCAGGAGGAGAACUACCUGCCGUCGCCCUGCCAGUCGGGCCACAAGCCGUGCGGGAGCGGGGGCCGCUGCGCCGCCGCGGGGAUCUGCUGCAACGACGAGAGCUGCGUGACCGAGCCCGAGUGCCGGGAGGGCGCUGGUUUUCACCGCCGCGCGCGCGCCAGCGACCGGAGCAACGGGACCCAGCUGGACGGGUCGACCGGCGCCCUGCUGCUGAGGCUGGUGCAGCUGGCGGGGGCGCCCGAGCCCGCGGAGCCCGCCGCACCCGGCGUCUACUGAGCCGCCCGCUCCCCCCUCCCGCCCCCGCAGUCCAGAAAAUAAACCUUUUAAAAUGCA